AGAGCGCGUGCGAGCGUCGCCAUAUUGUUCGUGAGCGUAGUGCGAGUAGGUCGAUUUUGUGGAGCUACGGCGCGCGCGAUUGUACCCGUGAGCUAGUACUAUACUAGCGGGCCGUUUUUGUGAGCCUUUUUCCGUCGAUUGCAUCUCCCCAUAGGCACAGCGUGUGUACGUGUGUGUGUGCGUGUAUGUAUGCAGUAGUAGGUGCGUGCGUGCGGAUCGGUAGGAAGCGGUGAGACGGAAAAUACGUCGCGAAGCUUGAUAAAAUCCUCUUCAUUUGCUGUGGGAUGAGCAAAAGAAGCGUACCGUUGAUGUAGUGAGAGAGAGCGAAAGAGCAAGCAACAUACGAGAAAUAGUGUGUGUGAGUGUGUGCGUGUAUACGCGCGUUCUUGGAGUUUUUUUUUACUUCUUGUAACAUCGGUGGCAGUUCCACGAAAGACGAAAGAAGCAAACCGUCCCCACACGCAAGGUGGAAGAAAGGAGGACAACGACUCCCCUCAGCGCACACACGUAAAGCGAGUACGUGCAUGAACGAUCGUGUGUUUGUGUGUGUUUGUGUCCGUGCUUGGUGUGUGCAGUUUUCUUUUCUGGCUGGUGGUGAAAGGAAAAAUCGAGAAAAUCCGUACGGUGCGUCGUGCGAAGCGGGUGCUGUGUGCGUGGUUCCAUUUUUGAAACAAGAAUGGAAAUACAGUGAAAGCUACGUUCUUCGGGGUUGAAAUUUGUGGUACGAGUGUGUUGAAACGCGCACGGAAAAACGACAAGCAAGUGUUGUGCGGUAGUGUGUGAGCGCGAAUCAGUGUGAUACUGUCGCCCGUCCGAGAGGAGCCCUGCUGUAGUGAGUGAGCGAAGGAAAAUUAAAAGCCAAAAAAACGCGUUAUUUUCCUGUCCUUAGCGCGUGUGAGGGGGCUACACUCAGAAUACGUGGAGAUAGUGAGCAAGUCGUGGGAAAAUAGUGAAUAAUUGUAGGAAAGAAAAAAGCGAACGGGGUCUGGCCACAAAGAGUGUGAAUUUGUUUGAGAUUAGCGUGUAGUGCGUGAGAGUGAGUGAGAGUGAGGAGCACAGAGGCGUUUGAACCAUGUCGCUCCCUAUCAACUCACUGUACAGCCUGACCUGGGGUGAUUACGGGACCUCGCUGGUGUCCGCGGUCCAGCUGCUCCGGUGCCAUGGCGAUCUGGUGGACGUCACACUGGCCGCCGGUGGACGCAGCUUUCCGGCGCACAAAAUCGUGCUCUGUGCGGCAAGUCCAUUUUUGUUGGAUCUGCUAAAGAAUACACCAUGCAAGCAUCCCGUCGUCAUGCUGGCCGGCGUCAAUGCGAACGAUCUGGAGGCACUGCUCGAGUUCGUGUACCGCGGCGAGGUAAGCGUGGACCAUUCGCAGCUUCCGUCGCUGUUGCAGGCAGCCCACUGUCUCAACAUCCAGGGCCUGGCACCGCAAACCGUCUCGCACAAGGAUGACAACACGACGUACACCACCUCGAUCCAGCUGCAUCCGACUCUGGUGCCGCAGAAUCACGUCAAGGCGGUCAUCGAUGUAUCGAACAAUGUUUGCACGGCGGAAGAACUGAUCACAACACUCGGACCCACACAAACGGUACAGGCACAAGUCAUUGAAACGAUCACACCGGACCAGAUGUCGGAUGAAGUAACGAAGGAUGUCAUUAGCCAGUUUUUGCCCACACGCAAGCGCAAGCAGCGCACCAAGAAGACCAACAAUCAAGGACAACCCGGUGCGGCAACUAACAGUGCCGGCGGUACACAGGCGGCCAAGGUAAUGAAAACGGAUGACGACGGUACAACGAUUCAGGUGAUUGUGAACAAUGCGGAGGAAGCGACACCCGUUCCAAAGGACAUCAAGAAGGAAGCGAACGCUGACGGUACCACGGUAGACACGAAGGAAGGCAUCAUCAAAAUUAAGAGCAAAUCUCAAUCGGAACAACCGGCAACCUGCCCGAUCUGUCAGGCCGUUAUUAGACAGUCUAGGAAUCUGCGCCGGCAUCUGGAGCUGAGACAUUUCAAGAAACCCGGCAUGAAAAAGGAACGCAUCCGCAAGAGCAAGAAAGGACAAGGUUCAAACCCUAACCAAGCAAACGGAGGCAAUGGCACAAACGCAGGAACAGUAACCGGUGACCAGGUCGCACAACAGGCCCAGCAUCAAGUCGUACAGCAGCAGGCCCAACAGCAACAGGUGGUACAGCAAGGACAACAACAGCAGACCACGAUCGAUACGACCGGCACGAUAUCCGUCACCGUUUCCCAGGCCCAGGCACAGCAGAUCGAACAAGCAGCCGCAAACGGACAGCAGCACGUCGUGACACAGCACGAAAAUGCGGACGGCACCACAUCCCUCUCGAUCGCGCAGGUUCAAACACUCGAUGGCCAUCAGCUCGCAAUUGGAAAUCUCAAUCAGGCCACGCUGAUCCGAACCGGUGAACCAAUCGAAACGGGUAUCAUUGCAACGCACGAGCCGACGCUACGUCCCCACACGGAGCUGUUCCGCGUCGGCAAUACCGUCUACACGAUAGAGGAACGUCGGACGGACACCACCAAUCGCCUAACUUAGAACGAU
Messenger RNA from Anopheles funestus (African malaria mosquito), 2563 nucleotides. RefSeq names its product transcription factor GAGA. Gene Ontology annotation, biological process: regulation of transcription by RNA polymerase II. Gene Ontology annotation, cellular component: nucleus. The transcript has 6 exons. Bases 1073 to 2557 code for a protein of 494 amino acids. The record is from RefSeq and is a predicted model, not a curated record. Gene Ontology annotation, molecular function: protein binding. NCBI's taxonomy places the organism in Eukaryota, Metazoa, Arthropoda, Insecta, Diptera, Culicidae.